Molecule: messenger RNA, 2355 nt
Organism: Sphaeramia orbicularis (orbiculate cardinalfish)
Lineage: Eukaryota; Metazoa; Chordata; Actinopteri; Kurtiformes; Apogonidae
Gene: inpp5e
Product: inositol polyphosphate-5-phosphatase E
Exons: 11
Coding region: 325-2259 (644 amino acids)
Biological process (GO): phosphatidylinositol dephosphorylation
Cellular component (GO): Golgi apparatus; axoneme; nucleus
Molecular function (GO): phosphatidylinositol-4,5-bisphosphate 5-phosphatase activity; inositol-polyphosphate 5-phosphatase activity
Source: RefSeq, a predicted model, not a curated record
UUCCCAAUGAUGUUCCCCUUUUUCUUUUUCAAUCUAUCUUGUCAGAAACUUUUAACAUUAUAUGGUUGUAAGAUGAGUUGGCUAAGAACAAACACAACAGUCCAAACAUUGACUAUAGGUGCAGUUCUACCUCUGAGCACAGGAGGGCGCUGUGAAACAUUCCUCUCCUCUGUCAUGACUCUCUUGUCUUGGUUACAAAAUCUGUGUUGUCAAACGUUGCUAAGGAAGUGAUUAGGCUACUUUAAAUUAGCCACACUACAGUAAACCAAAGGUUUGAGAUGAGAGAUCCCCCCGACUACAGCUGGUCUCAGACAUGACGAGAGGAUGACUGAGAAUGGCGAGGACAAAGACCUCCAUCAGUUCAGUGAAGCACAGGAGAAAGGAGACUUAUCUGUCAGUAAAGACAGUGCGACCCUUAAGACCUCCUUAGCAGAUGUCAUCACCCACAAAGAGCACAGUGAUGCCCUCAGACCACCUGCUACAAAAACAGAUGGAGAGAUUAGUUCAUAUCAGCCUCGACCACCUUCAUUACCCAGGCGAUUGAAGCACAUCAAAAGUGGAUCGGUUGAGGAGAGAGUGAGAACCAGGAGGCUGCGAAACAGCCAGGAGAGUCUGAGUGACCCAGCUGAGACUGGUUCUUCUACAGACUCUCUUAAAGAGGACCAGUCACAUCAGGCUCCAGGUGGGUUUGUUGUCAUUGGUGCAGCCACUUCCAGAAAUGACCAAGACUCCACAGUUGGACCCAUCUCUCCUGUCAUGACAGGAUCCCCAGUCUUCCGGGAUAGAGGAAGCAGUCUCUCAGAGUAUGAAAGGAGACCCCAGAGCCAGCAGAGCGACUCCGCAGACCACCGGGUGAGGUCCUCCAAGGUGCGCCUUUCCCCGGUGCAACCUACGGGUCCACUCCCUGCACUGGAGAAGACCUUUGCAUCAGCCACUUUAAGGGCAGCUAAUAGGAUUGACAGGGAUUGCUUGGAUUAUAUGGUACUGGCCAAAGAGAAGCUCGGGGACAGACUCCACAGGAACCUGAGCGACAGCAGGCUUCUGGAGAACAUGGGGUCGGACAGUGCCUCUGUGAACUCUAUGAGAUCCACCUACAGUGUGCUUAGCCCCAUCAGACCCCAGGAUGUGAGGAACAGGAGUUUUCUGGAGGGCAGUGUCCUUGGAAGUGGAGCUCUACUGGGGGCUGAGGAGCUAGACCGAUACUUUCCUGACAGGAGAGUGGGCAUCUACAUAGCCACUUGGAAUAUGCAGGGGGAGAAGGGGCUUCCAGCCAAUUUAGAUGACCUCCUUCUUCCAACAGACUCUGAAUUUGCACAAGACUUUUAUAUCAUUGGGGUCCAGGAGGGCUGUCCUGACAGGAGGGAAUGGGAGAUCCGUCUUCAGGAGACUCUGGGGCCGUAUUAUGUCAUGCUGUAUGCAGCAUCACACGGUGUUUUGUAUCUCACUGUAUUUGUCCGAAGAGACCUCAUAUGGUUCUGCUCAGAAGUGGAGCACUCCACUGUCACAACCAGGAUCAUCUCUCAGAUCAAGACCAAAGGGGCUGUGGGAAUUGGCUUUACCUUUUUUGGCACUUCCUUCCUUUUCAUCACCUCUCAUUUUACCUCUGGAGAUGCUAAAGUGUAUGAGAGAAUAUUGGAUUACAACAAGAUUGUUGAAGCUCUAGCUCUUCCAAAAGGCCUUCCAGAUACCAACCCUUACCGCUCCACACCAUCUGACGUCACCACUAGAUUUGACCAGGUCUUCUGGUUCGGAGAUUUUAACUUUCGUCUCAGCAAAAACCGUGUGGACGUGGAAAAUAUGAUCAACCGAACAGUGGGUGAUGAUAUGGGACCUCUGCUGGAGUGUGACCAGCUCUCCAAGGAAAUAAAAGAUGGCUCAAUUUUCAAAGGCUUCCAAGAGGCACCAAUUCACUUCCUACCCACGUACAAAUUUGAUAUUGGCUGUGAUAUCUAUGACACUACAUCUAAACAGAGAACGCCUUCGUAUACAGACAGAAUCCUAUUCAGAAGCAGGCAGGCUGAGGACAUACAGGUGAUCAAGUACACCAGCUGCUCCAGCAUCAAGACUUCAGACCACCGGCCCGUCAUCGGAGUCUUCCAGGUCAAACUGAGGCCAGGCCGAGACAACAUUCCUCUUGGUGCAGGACAGUUUGACCGUAGCCUUUACUUGGAGGGCAUCAAGAGAAGGAUCACCAGAGAACUGAAGAGGAGGGAGGCCAUGAAGAACCAAAGUAGCAGCACUAUCUGCACUAUCUCUUAAACCCUCUAAAAACCUGCUUCAGACCAGGCAGACUCCAGAUGGACCAGACAGGCAAUGCACAGAAUCCAACAGUGUUGUAAGGACACAGAACCCACU